AUGCUUAUUCUGGGGUUUGAAGGGAGUGCAAAUAAGUUGGGAAUUGGAUUGGUUGAUGGAGAUAAGAUCUUAAGCAAUCGGAGACUUACUUAUGUGCCAGCUACGGGGGAAGGCUUUAAAAUCACAGAAGCAGCCAUGCAUCACCAAAAAGGACUAUUUCCGUUGCUGAAAGAAGUACUGGCUGAAACUGGAAAGAAAAUAAGAGAUAUUGAAUGCCUGGCCUAUACAGCCGGCCCAGGAAUUGGUCCUUGUCUGCAGAUAGUGGCCUUGUUUGUAAAGAUCCUAUCGGUCAAGUAUUCUAUUCCGGUCGUUCCGGUUAAUCAUUGUGUCGCUCAUAUUGAAAUGGGCCGAUUUAUUACGGGAGCACAUAACCCUACAAUUCUGUAUGUCAGUGGCGGCAAUACUCAGAUCAUUACGUACAAGAGAGGCAAAUACGUUAUCUUUGGGGAAACACUUGAUAUUGCUAUUGGCAACUGUCUGGAUCGACUGGCUAGAGAGCUAAAAAUUCCGAACUAUCCCUCACCAGGUUAUAAUAUCGAACAGCUGGCCAAAAAGGGUAAAAACCUUAUCAAACUUCCUUAUUCAGUCAAAGGCACCGAUCUUUCCUUUUCGGGUAUGAUGUCAUUCAUCACUAAGUACUUGGAAAAGCAAGAAAUUACUGAUGAACUAGUUGCUGACCUUUGCUACUCCGUCCAAGAAACUGCUUUUGCUAUGCUUAUUGAGGUGACUGAACGAGCCAUGGCCUGUACAGGCUCGAAUGAAGUUCUGGUCGUAGGUGGAGUCGGAUGCAAUCAGCGACUACAAGCUAUGGCUUCGAAAAUGGCCGAGGAAAGAGGCGGCGUGGGUUUUACCGCUGAUGAACGCUACUGCAUUGACAAUGGCCUUAUGAUUGCCCAUACGGCUCAUAAGAUGGUUGAGGCCGGAUACGCUUUUGAAGACAACUCCUGUUCAGUGUCCCAACGCUAUCGCACAGAUACGGUCAAAGUAACCUGGCGAUCUUAG
Messenger RNA from Nematocida homosporus, 1002 nucleotides. RefSeq names its product N6-L-threonylcarbamoyladenine synthase. The record is from RefSeq and is a predicted model, not a curated record. Bases 1 to 1002 code for a protein of 333 amino acids. The transcript has a single exon. Gene Ontology annotation, cellular component: cytoplasm; EKC/KEOPS complex. NCBI's taxonomy places the organism in Eukaryota, Fungi, Microsporidia. Gene Ontology annotation, biological process: tRNA threonylcarbamoyladenosine modification.